Chelonus insularis is the source of this 539-nucleotide messenger RNA. Its product is annotated as cuticle protein-like. The transcript has 2 exons. The coding region runs from base 24 to 503 and encodes 159 amino acids. Gene Ontology annotation, cellular component: extracellular matrix. NCBI's taxonomy places the organism in Eukaryota, Metazoa, Arthropoda, Insecta, Hymenoptera, Braconidae. The record is from RefSeq and is a predicted model, not a curated record.
CUAAGGUCUAAUACAACACUACAAUGGCAUCCAAGUUCAUCGCUUUCGCAGCUGUGUUGGCCGUCGCCAAUGCUGGACUUCUUCACACACCCAGCUACAUCUCUGGACACAUUGUCCAAGAAUCUCCAUUGGUCUACACUCCAGUUGCUAAGACCAUUGUGAAGACUGUUGAUACUGAAUUCGACCACAACCCCAACUACUCAUUCUCCUACGGAGUACAUGACUCCUUGACUGGUGAUGCCAAAUCCCAACAUGAAACUAGAAAUGGAGAUGCUGUCAGUGGAAGCUACAGCGUUGUAGACUCUGAUGGAACCAAGAGAACUGUUGACUACACUGCUGAUGAUGUUAAUGGAUUCAAUGCAGUAGUCCGCAAAGAGCCAGCUAAAAUCGUUGCUCCAGUAGUCAAAGCUCCAGUUGUUCUCUCUGCCCAACCAGCUCAAAUUGUCUACAAAUCAGCUGAACUCGCCUACCCCCAACCUGUUGCAUACGCUAAAGUAUGGUAAUUUCAUACUUUCUGUAGUUAUAGCAACCUUUUUUUA